AACUCCCUGUGCUAAUAUCAGCUGUUUUGUCCCAGGUAGAUGCAUGGUGUACGUGUGCUUGCGUGGGAGUGUGUUGGUUAUGUACAAACAGAAAAAUUGAAAGAUAAUUUAUAGCUGGAACGUUCUCACUUCCAAACAUGUUUCAAAAUAUUUGCAUUAAAAGCUUCCAAGCAGUAUCUUCUGUCACAUUAUAUCGACAUGUCUUUAAAAAUAAAGGAACAAGGCUGAGGCACAUAGGAGCCGCGAUUCUGAGCUCUGGUAUGGCAGCGUACGCAGCCACAAAAUAUAAAGCAGAAAUGGCCAAGGCUGAGAUUGAUACCGUGAACUUUAUGGCUGCACCCAUUACUGAUAUUAAAAAAUUGUCACAGAAUCCAAAUGACAUGAAAACAAAAAUGGAACUCCUGAUAAUGAAAAUGCAGGCUGAAGUUUGCCAUGCCUUAGAAGCUGAGGAGGAUGAAGGGACCACGUUCCACGUUGACCGCUGGGAGCGCCCCGAAGGCGGAGGUGGAAUCACUUGUGUAAUUCAAGAUGGUCGUACUUUUGAGAAAGCAGGAGUGAACAUUUCAGUAGUUCAGGGACACUUGCCUCCCGCUGCAGUGCAACAGAUGAGAGCUAGGGGUAAAAUCCUUCAAGAGGGUCCACUGCCAUUCUUUGCCGCUGGCAUAAGUUCGGUAAUACACCCACGAAACCCCAUGGUUCCUACCGUCCAUUUUAAUUACCGUUACUUCGAAGUAAAAAAUGCAGAUGGUUCUGUGCAGUGGUGGUUUGGAGGGGGAACAGACCUGACCCCCUACUACUUGGAUGAAGACGAUUCCAAAUAUUUCCAUCUCACACUGAAGGAAGCGUGUGAUAAACAUGACAAAACAUAUUAUCCAAAGUUUAAGGCCUGGUGUGAUGAUUACUUCCAUGUAAAGCACAGAGGUGAAAGGAGAGGGAUUGGAGGCAUCUUUUUUGAUGACCUGGACACCCCAUCACAAGAGAAGACGUUCAACUUUGUGAGAACGUGCGCUGAAUCGGUCAUUCCCUCGUACAUUCCAUUGGUUCAAAAGCACAAGGAUGAUCCAUAUGGCUACAGUGAACGGCAGUGGCAGUUGUUGCGCAGGGGUCGAUACGUAGAAUUUAACCUGAUAUACGACAGAGGCACUAAGUUCGGCCUUUACACUCCUGGAGCGAGAUACGAGAGUAUUCUUAUGUCCCUCCCUCUUACCGCUAAAUGGGAGUACAUGCAUAUGCCGAGUCCUCAUUCAAAAGAAUGGAAACUUCUGGAAGUCCUAAAGAAUCCAAGAGAUUGGCUGGGAACUGGAAAUGCUACAAAAUAGCUCUUAAUUUAAGUAAAGUAUUUUGUAAAUUGGAUAAAGGUUGUAUUAACGGGAUCUAGAGUUCUAUUUUUUUUUAUUAAAUUUAUAUAUUUUUUUAACUUUCUGUGAUCUGUAAUGUAAUAGCCCAUGAUGCAGUCAGGAGAAACUCGGAUGUCCGGUGCUGACAGGAUUAUAUUCCGAUAUUGAAUCGGUGAGGUCAGCUCAAGUCAGAUGAUCAAUGUUUGAUUCCUGACAGAGGUAAUUAUCUGUCUCUUCACCAUCAUGUUGGUUCCAUACAGCCCGUUAUGAGGGGAUACUGUGGACUUUAUCCCACCAAAGUGUGAAACAGAUCUCUUACCUCCAUUUGACAUUAAAUAAAUUAAUUUCAACAAGAUGGUAUGCCUUAAAGACCAUGUCUCUGUCUGGCACGGACCCUGGUCCACUGAUGUAGAACUAUUAGCUCUCUUCUUUGUAAUUUUCCAGAUUUUUAUUCGUUCUAUCUGAACAUUAAUUUUUCUGCAAAGUGUUCAUUUAAGCAAUACAAUUUUACAAUUUUUUUUAAAAUAAUUUACCUUCCAUAUCUCUUGUUGAAAGGAAAAACAACAUUAGGGACUAGUUGCUUUUCUAUGUAUCUUCAAAAUUUUGCCUAUUUUUGGCUGUCACAGCUUCAUUCUGUGAGGGAGAUAUGAGUAUCAGAAGAGCUGAAAGUUCUGUGCAGUUUCUCUUUCAACGUCUUCUUCGGAUAACAUUCCUGCCUAUUAAAUGGAGAGAAAUAGCAGUCUCGGAAGAACUAUCGUCUUCGCUUUCUCCGAGCUUCAUGCAUUUAAUACUUGCUUUAAUAAUAAUGUGGAAUUAUUUUCUUUGCUCUCUAUUUUAGAUAUGACUUUUUAAAAAUUGUAGAAUUCUGAAUCUUCCAUUCAUAUACGGUAUCUCAUCAUGACAGGGGGGUUGAACAAAGAGUUACGUAUGUGUAUUAUUUUGUACGAUGAACUGAAAGCUGUAAUGUCACUUGACUGGUUAAGUCUGUAGUGAAAGCAAGAUACAAACACGUUCAAUUGUUAAUAAAUGUUUGAUUUCAAUUAUAAGUUACUCUACAGAAA
Molecule: messenger RNA, 2398 nt
Organism: Zootermopsis nevadensis
Lineage: Eukaryota; Metazoa; Arthropoda; Insecta; Blattodea; Termopsidae
Gene: Coprox
Product: oxygen-dependent coproporphyrinogen-III oxidase
Cellular component (GO): cytoplasm
Molecular function (GO): coproporphyrinogen oxidase activity
Source: RefSeq, a predicted model, not a curated record